CUUGAGGUGAGCACUGUGUCCCGUGGCCUGGUUGGCAACGCGCUAGCCUCAGUGUCCGUGGUUCAAUCCCCGGCACAGGUGGAAACUGUUUCCUUACACCUAUUCCUGUUCACCUAGCAGUUUAGUGGCAGAUCAGCGUGUUUGAGCAAGAUGGGCACCACAGUAGAUGAUACAUUUCGAAUUCUUGUAGCCACUGACAACCACCUUGGCUGUUUUGAAAAAGAUCCUGAGCGAUGUAAUGACUCCUUUGAGACUUUUGAGGAAAUCUUGGCGAUGGCUGUUGACCACAAGGUGGACAUGAUUCUGUUAGGAGGCGACUUAUUCCAUGAAAACAAGCCAUCGCGUCCCUGCAUGGUGCAGUGUAUGGAUCUCAUCAGGAAGUAUACUUUUGGUGACAGUCCUGUUCUGUUUGAUUUUAUAAGUGAUCCAGUGGAAAACUUUAAGCAUUCCAAGAACCCAGUUGUUAAUUAUCUGGACCCUAACCUUAAUGUUGCCAUCCCCAUCUUCUCGAUCCACGGGAACCACGACGAUCCAUCAGGUCCUGGCCAGUUCUGUGCUCUGGAAAUGCUUUCAGUUGCAGGACUGAUAAAUUAUUUUGGUCGAACAACAGAUCUAAAGGAGAUUAAUAUUUCUCCAAUACUGUUGGAAAAAGGACGUACUAAGCUAGCUAUCUAUGGCCUCUCCUCAAUUAAAGAUGAAAGGCUCUUUAGGCUCUUCAAGUCAAAUAUGGUCAAAAUGCUCCGUCCCAAAGAAUCGAUGGACGCUUGGUUCAAUAUCAUGGUCUUGCAUCAAAACCAUACCAAGCACGGACUCACAAAUUACAUACCCGAGAGUUUCCUCGACCCCUUCCUUGAUCUGGUCAUAUGGGGUCAUGAACACGAAUGCCUCAUAGAACCUCGACUUUCCGCUGAAGAUUCCUUCCACGUCAUCCAGCCAGGAAGCUCAGUGGUUACAUCUCUGUGUGCUGGUGAAGCUGUUACCAAGAAUGUAGCACUGUUGGAGGUGAACCAUCAGCAGCAGUUUAAGGUUACAGCUCUGCCUCUACAAACUGUUAGACCUUUUGUAUUUGAUGAUGUGUGUCUGGCUGAUCAUGCCAUGGAUUUGAGGCCUAUAAAUGAUAAAAUUAAUCCUGUUGAAGAUCUCAUAGAGAGUCAUAUCCACAAGAUGAUAAUUAAAGCCAAGCAACUUUGUACAGGUCAUCCAAAACAACCCACAAAACCUCUUAUUCGGCUGAGGGUUGAAUAUACGGACGAAUCGCAGAUGUUCAACGCAUGUCGAUUUGGCCACAGAUUUGAGAAUGAAGUUGCUAAUCCCAGCGAGAUGAUAUUGUUUAGAAAAUUUAAGCAAGAAAAGAAGCCAGCAGACAUUGGUAUUGAUGGUGAUGCUAUGGAUGCUGUGUUUGCUGAAGAUGUAUCAGAGACACGUGUGGAGGACCUGGUGGAACAGUACUUUGCAGGACUUGAGGAUCAAAACCAACAGCUGUUUUUGCUGACAGAGCGAGGUUUGGCAAGUGCUGUCCGAUCUUUUGUGGAGAAAGAUGACAAAGAUGCCAUCAGUGAAAUUGUCAAGCAUCAGUUGGAAAAAACAAAAAAGCAUAUAUUAUCUCUUGACAAAGAAUUUGUAGAAGAUGACGUUGAGGAGGAUGUCAUCAUGUACCGACUGGAAAGAAUGACUCGUGAUCCUAAGAGAGAAGAGGAAGAGGCUGUUGCUGCACUUAAUAAUCCAGAAAGAGUAAGAACAAGAGUUAGUGACAGCAACUAUGAAGAUGAUGUACUAAGUGAUUUUGACAUGGAUUUUGAUAAUGGACCACCACCACCACCUUCAAGAGGUCGAGGAUCACGUGGUGGGCGAGGUCGAGGCAGAGCUAGAGGCAGCCGAGGACAAUCAAAUUCCUCUGCUAGUUCCAGUUGUGCCUCGUCUAGCAAGGCACAACUUUCAUUAUCUAGGGGAUGGUUUCCCCCAAGGUCCCUUGCUGGGGGAAAGGGAAGUCGAGGCAGAGCGCAAGCCUGUGCUACCACAACAGAAACUGCAGCAGUAGGAACAAAAAAUAUACUAGAAGGCAAAGAAGAAAAAGAAGAUGUAACAGAAGAGCAAGAGAGCAUUGUGAUAUAG
This is a messenger RNA of Cherax quadricarinatus, 2112 nucleotides long. The record is from RefSeq and is a predicted model, not a curated record. Lineage: Eukaryota; Metazoa; Arthropoda; Malacostraca; Decapoda; Parastacidae.